Messenger RNA from Suillus subalutaceus, 1434 nucleotides. RefSeq lists its product as uncharacterized. The record is from RefSeq and is a predicted model, not a curated record. The coding region runs from base 1 to 1434 and encodes 477 amino acids. The transcript has 4 exons. Lineage: Eukaryota; Fungi; Basidiomycota; Agaricomycetes; Boletales; Suillaceae.
AUGAUCUUUUAUACAGCUAAAGUCCUCACUUCUGAGUGCCCAGUAGUGGAGGGUGUGCCUCCUGCAGCAUAUUCUGUUCAUACUGCAGGACGUCGCCUUUUUGUGAAUGGCAAAUCGGAUCGCCUGGGUGCUCUGCACCUGAAGCAGAGCACAGCUACUUCCAUAGUCAAAGGCAAAACAUCAAAGAAAGCAUUGGCACUGCCUGCUUCCACAACAUCUCUUGCUGACGAGUCCGAUGAUGAACCAAGCGUGUCUGCACCUGUCUGCCCUCAGCCUCCCCCCUCCCGAGAAUUCAAACUCGUUAAGCACCUGACGGGCCAGAAGAAGGUUGACAAGGAGGUCAUUUCCUUGGCAUCUAGUGAUACUCCGUCUGGCUCAGAGGACCUAGAUGAAAACCUGGAGGAAUCAGUGAUUCUCAACUCCAAUUACCAAGAUGAUGUUUCCUCCAAGAAGUGGAAGGCAAAAUCUGAAGGCGCCUCGCGAGCAUCCAAGAAGAGGUCACUGUCUGUUGCGCCUGCAGAGAAGGCAGUUUCAGCAAAGAAGACGAAAGGUAAGGUACCUGUGAGGCCUAAACCCAAGGUGCCUGAGAGGAGAGCACCAUCGGGGACUGCUGAGUCCUCCGGUGAUGAACAUAUUCGAGAUGUGAGGGUACGAGCCAAACCUGCUAAAUGUCUGCUUGAUGGUUCAUCAGCUCAAGAGCAUCCUGUGACUGCAGUCGAUCCCAUCGUGGAUAAUGACGUCGAUGCUCCUGACGGUAGUGCCGUCAACAAAGCUGCAGCAGAGACUCGCUUGAGCAAUGCUGAUGCUACCAACAGCCUCCCCACACAUCCCUUGCCUCCCUUGCCAACUUGUCAUGCUUCGUCGCCUGUUGUGCGACCUCCAUCCCUGCAGCAUGGGGAAUCUCUUGGGCCAGCAGCUAAGUCGCCUCUCAUGCAACCUCCAUCCCUGCAGCCUGCAACAAUUCACGACCAACCCAUUGGGCGCAGGGAGCCUGUCAUGGGGAUGCCACGAUCCCAUCAUGAGCAGCAUACCGAAUCCGAGAUGGCGGCUGCACCUACCGACAGAGACUUUAAUACUGAGAGUCACUCCAUGAUGCGGGCGCACGAUGCAGACAUGAGACCAGGGAUGUAUGGUCCAUGCCCAAGGGGUCCAAUGUCAUCGUGCUAUGGACAAGGCUUUGCUCGUUACCCGCCGCCCGAAUAUUACCAUGACUCCCAUAUAGCACAUGCCCCCCAGCCCCCCCAUGGUCCUCAGCCUCAGUAUCACGGUGAUUACCAUGAUGCUCCCUACCACAAUUCUCGCGAUGGAUACAACGGUUAUGUCGAGACUUAUUGGCACCCUCCCAGCAGUGCAUAUUUUGGUCCACAAGGCAGAUACCAGCAUGGGUAUGGGCGUGAGUAUCCUAAUGAGUACCCCAAGGACCAGGAGGAUUGA